Sordaria macrospora k-hell is the source of this 1107-nucleotide messenger RNA. RefSeq lists its product as uncharacterized. Lineage: Eukaryota; Fungi; Ascomycota; Sordariomycetes; Sordariales; Sordariaceae. Gene Ontology annotation, molecular function: beta-ureidopropionase activity. The record is from RefSeq and is a predicted model, not a curated record.
AUGGCGCCAAACUACAAGAUUGCUCUCAUCCAGUUUCAACCAAAGGACGUGGCCGUUGAGGAGAACUUCAAAAAAGCAGAGUCCUACAUCCGCAAGGCCGCCUCCAACGGCGCCCACCUCGCCGUGCUCCCGGAGUACCACCUGACAGCCUGGUGUCCCGAGCACCCGUCCUUCGUCGCAGCAUGCGCCGAAUCCUCCGCCGACAACAGCUACCUAGCUCGGUACCAGUCUCUGGCACGUGAGCUCAACAUCAACAUCGUGCCCGGAACCAUCUGCGAAGUCCACCCCGCUUCUUCAUCAUCUUCUACUUCCCAGGAUAAGGAUAAGGAAACCUCGGCAGGCGAAGGCGAUGACGGCGACAGCAGCGAAGGCAAGCAAGAGCCCGCGACCUGGCGCGGCCAGCCCAUCGAGAUCCGCAACAUGGCCUACUGGAUCUCCGCCACCACGGGCUCCCUCGCCGGUUCCUACCAGAAGAUGAACCUCUGGCACCCCGAGCGGCCGCACCUAACAGCGGGGGACAUCAAGCGCCACAAGCCGCAUCUGGCCUUCGACACACCCCUCACAAAACCCGGCCCAAACGGAACCCAGGUACCAAUUCGAGCCGGUUUGUUGAUUUGCUGGGACCUCGCCUUCCCCGAGGGUUUCAGGGCAUUGAUCGCCGACGGCGCCGAUAUCAUCGUCGUGCCUUCAUACUGGUGGGUUACAGACGUGGACGAGCAGGCGAGGAAGAUCAACAGGGAUGCGGAGAAGAUCUUUCUGGAGAGCGUGUGUGUCACAAGGGCGUGCGAGAACACGGCGGCGAUUGUGUUUUGUAAUGCCGGCGGGAUGAGCCAGGUUGCGUUGCCGCUUAAGGGCGUGUUGCCGCCUGUUGCGCUUGGUGGUGAAGAGGAUGAAGAAGAGGGCCAAGAGGGUAUUGCGACUGCUGUGGGAGGGAUGAAGGGAGGAGUGAUGGGCGCCGAGAUGGAGGAGAUGCAGACUGUUGAUGUGGACUUUGAUGUGUUGAGGGUGGCGGAGGAGAAUUAUAAGGUGAGGAUGGAUAUGGGUGGGAAGGGAUGGCAUUAUGGGUAUACCCUUUGGAGGAAUGGUGAGGGGGAGAAGAAGGAGUAG